Seminavis robusta is the source of this 1198-nucleotide messenger RNA. The record is from the annotation of a GenBank genome assembly. Lineage: Eukaryota; Bacillariophyta; Bacillariophyceae; Naviculales; Naviculaceae.
AUCUAUCCAUUACUCGAGUAAUCAUUAAAGCUUAAAGCCUCCAGUAAUCGCUAGCUAGUUCUAGUAGCUUGCUAGCUGGCUCGCUAGUACUGUACUGUUGUAUUACCGGUACCAGUAUUUCGCCAGAAAGAAAGACACAAGAAAGACAAGGAAGAAAGGCUCUCAAUUCCUGGAACCUGAAUCAGAGAACCUGCCUCUCAUUGAAACACAACAUCCUACUGCCCUUUCCAAUGUAACUUCCUCUGUUCAGGCAGCAGAAGUUCAUUGGAACUUGCCUUUUCCGCAAGCAGCCAACUUCUCUGCAUCUAAAGUUUUGGUCACAAUUUUCGCUUGCUGCCCAAGCCGAAGUCCUCUCAACCAAUCCUCCAGUUCUUCAAAUAAUCAUCAAGAUGACCCCAAUCAGCAAGAAAAAUGUCACCUUUGGUGAGAACUACAUGGUGAUCUUCAAGGAACCUUCCUCUGAGUGCCAUGAAGUGUGGUACAGUCAUGAAGACUUCGAGGUGAUGAAGCAUGACAAGUGCGCAGAAACGAAAGAGCAUGGCAACCAUGUCGAAGAAACCCAACGCGAGCUUUGCUGCGACGAGCAUGACAGUCCCAGCAAGGCCCGUCGCAAGAACCAUGUGGCCAGUAUCCUUGCUCUCCAGGAGGAACACAGAGCCCACGGUGUCCAUGAUGCCAAGGGACUGCAAAUGAUGUCUGCCACUCUGAGCAAAUCCGAUUCUCGGGGAGCCCAAGAAAGAGCCCAAAGAGACUCCCUGGAUGCCUUCCAAUUGCACAAGGAGUGCAAUGUUGAAUCUUUGAAAGCAAAGAGCGCCGAAGAGUACUCCAAGCGAAUCCGUGCGGUCUCAAUCCGCAAGCACCUCGUGCGACCCACAAGGGGAGUCUGAAAAGGAUACUCCCGAAACCAUUUUGCAACAGUUUUGCAUCAUGUAAACUAUAGACCCGUGCAUUUUCCAUCCAAGCCAAAUGAUGAUUUCUAAAGUACUAGCGCGUUCUCGUCUGUUUUGAAGCCAAAGGGUGUUUUGGUAGCUUCAUCUUGCAUGGUUCGGCCCCAGAGACAUGGGAUUUUCAAUAGUCUUUUCUUAUCCACUCAAGCACUCAAGUGCUGGUAGCGAACCGCCCCUAGUCGAGUCAUUGCAAUGCAGCCGCUACCGGUAGCUACCGGUACAGUCGUAUCCGCGGUACCGUCAUGUACCGG